Messenger RNA from Thermothelomyces thermophilus ATCC 42464, 3109 nucleotides. RefSeq lists its product as uncharacterized. Gene Ontology annotation, molecular function: magnesium ion binding; ATP binding; pyridoxal phosphate binding. Gene Ontology annotation, cellular component: mitochondrion. The record is from RefSeq and is a predicted model, not a curated record. NCBI's taxonomy places the organism in Eukaryota, Fungi, Ascomycota, Sordariomycetes, Sordariales, Chaetomiaceae. The transcript has 4 exons. Gene Ontology annotation, biological process: biotin biosynthetic process. The coding region runs from base 350 to 2953 and encodes 867 amino acids.
CCGACUUCGGCUCGAGCCUGCCUCCGCGGACCCCGAAUUCUCCCCAACAAAUGCGGGCACAAACAGUACCCUAUGAGCUUUGCGGUGAUAACAUUACCUGGUGGAUUAAUCAAACAUGAAAGGCUUCUUGGGCUCUGUAUUGUGUGUUGGUGUGGAAACUGAGAGAACGCCGAUCCCAUCUCUUCAAAUGCAUCUGUGCUUCCCUCCAUCAAACGCCUGGCUGCGGCUGUUAACGGCAAUACUUAUCAGUGGUUCCCGCCCUAUUCAAGUUUCCACAACCGGAACUUGCAACCCUAAGAUUCAACCCGUCAAUUUUUAAAAGAAAAGAAAAGAGAGAGAGAAAAAAGGAAUGCGACUACCACCAGCUAGAGCGCUGCUUUGGCGCUCGCUGCGCACUUACCAGAUCUACGGCGCCAAUACCGACGUUGGCAAGACCAUUGUCACAACCCUCCUCUGCAAAACCGCUCAACGGCUUUGGCAGACAGAACGCACAACGUAUCUUAAACCUGUCUCGACGGGACCGGCGGUAGAUGCGGAUGACCAACAUGUCCGCAAGUUUGCUCCAGAGGUCAUUAGCAAGACUCUUUUUCAGUACGAUCUCGCCGUCAGCCCACAUAUCGCGGCCCGAAUUUCAAACAAUGCCGUUCCUUCAGAUGAUAGCCUUCUCGCCGAGGUCUCUGCCUUUGCGUCUCAGCAGGCAUCCCGAGGUCCCGGAUGGCUGUUUAUCGAGACAGCUGGGGGCGUCCAGUCCCCCGCUCCCUCGGGUUCGACCCAGGCCGACCUAUACAUGCCACUGCGGCUGCCAGUCGUUCUCAUCGGUGACAGCAAACUCGGCGGGAUCUCACAGACGAUAUCGGCCUUUGAGUCCCUCAAAAUCCGUGGUUACGAUGUAGAAAUGGUCGUCCUGUUUCGGGAAGCAGCAUUCCAUAACCACGCCUACCUGGCCGAGUACUUCGAACAGCAGCACGGAAUCGCCGUGAGGACCGUUCCAGAACCACCUCCCCGGAGGGCGGAGGACGACCCAAGCGCCGACAGCAUAGCCCUGUCUCGCUACUACGACAAAACCAGCUCCCAAAGCCGCGACAUACACGAGAUUCUCCGUCGCCUAGACGCUCGACACACCGCACGCCUGGCUCGCCUGGAGUCCAUGAGCGCCAGCGCAUCCUCCCAGAUAUGGUACCCCUUCACGCAGCAGAAGCACCUCGCCCGGGACAAGAUAACCGUCAUCGACUCCGCCCACGGGGACUACUUCCAGACCCUUGCCCGGCCUCCCCCCGACGCCCCGGAUGCCCUCCUCCGCCCGUCCUUCGACGGCUCCGCCUCCUGGUGGACCCAGGGCCUCGGCCACGCCAACCCGCGCCUCGCCCUCGCCGCCGCCUACGCGGCCGGCCGCUACGGCCACGUCAUGUUCGCCGAGGCCGUGCACGAGCCUGCGCUGGCGCUGGCCGAGACGGUGCUGGACGGCAUGGCCCCCCGCCGCGACGGCAGCAGUGACGGCUCCGGAGGAGGGAGGAGGAGGAGGCUCGGGCGGGUGUUCUUCUCGGACAACGGGAGUACCGCCGUCGAGGUGGCCGUCAAGAUGGCGCUCGGGGCCGCGAGAGCGCGGUACGGGCCCCGGCGCGGGGAGGCGCCGCAGCCGCUCGGGGUGUUGGGGUUGAAGGGGAGCUACCACGGAGAUACGAUUGGCGCGAUGGACUGCUCGGAGCCGGGCGUGUUCAACGAGAAGGUGGAGUGGUAUGAAGGGAAGGGGUUCUGGUUUGACUAUCCGGUGGUGGAGUUUAGGAGGGGGCGGUGGAACGUUGAGCUGACCAACGAGAUGCGGGAUGGUAUUAGCGCCUCGACGAGUGCUUCUACUACUGCUGCUGGUGAUGGUGGUAGUGGUGGUGGUAUCGAUGUUCGGGCAGGCUACUCGUAUCAGUCCUUGUCGGAUGUAUUCGAUCUCGAGUCUCGAAAAGCGCGCGGUGAGGCGCGCAUUUAUGAGCAGGUAAUCACCGCUACUCUCGAAAAGCUCACAAAACAGGGUCGGAGGUUUGGGGCUCUGAUCAUUGAGCCGGUCGUCCUCGGCGCUGGCGGUAUGCUCAUGGUGGACCCUCUGUUUCAGAAGACGCUCGUCGAGGUUGUCAGGCGGAGCGCACACCUCCUUGGUCACAGCGCGGGUCUGACGGAUCUAGCCGAUGACGGCCAGAGCUGGACCGGGCUGCCCGUCAUCUUCGACGAGGUGUUCACGGGCAUGUACCGCCUCGGCCGCUUCAGCGCCGCCAGCUUCCUAGGCGUGGAUGCCGACAUCUCGGUCCACGCCAAACUGCUGACGGGCGGGCUGGUGCCGCUCAGCGUGACGCUCGCGUCCGAGAGCAUCUUCCGGGCGUUCGAGAGCGACGACAAGUCAGAUGCUCUGCUGCACGGCCAUAGCUACACGGCGCACGCGGUUGGAUGCCAGGUGGCUCUCGAGAGCAUCAGGGAGAUGCAGGGGAUGGAGGCGCGGGGGGACUGGGACUGGGCCAAGGGCGUGCCGCGCAAUCCGGCUUCUUUGCAGGGAAGAGGGCCCGCUUCGGCGGGUUGGGCGGGUUCGGUGACACCGGCAGACGCUACGAGGACCUGGUCGGUCUGGAGCACCGAGUUGCUCCGCUGGAUCGAUCAGCUGCCUCCCAGCUUUGUAGGAGGCAUGUGGGCUCUGGGGACCGUCCUGGCUAUCCGGUUGACUAGCGCGGACGGAACACAAGGGUACAAGAGCAAUGCCGCGAAGGGCGUUCAAGCAGCGCUGUUGCAGGGCUCGCCGGGCGAGGGGCAAGGGUCAGAGCGGGCGAACGCGCCGCAGUGGAAUGUCCACACGCGGGUGCUGGGGAACACGCUCUACGUCAUGGCAAGCCUGAAGUCGACGGAGGAGAGUAUCAGAGGAGUGGAGAGCCGGUUGCGGGAGGCCCUGCUAGCGGCUGAGAAAGAGAGCCACGUAUGAGAAAUGUAUGUACAUAAUUAGCGGUGGGGUUUCAGCUAUGUUUAACGUAUUGUACGCCCUUGCAACUGUUUGUGCUGCCUGCAGCUUCUAAUCACGCCAGCCAAACUUAGAGGUGCUCAUCAGUCAAGUUAAAUAUGAUCAUAUGCUGGUCGAAGU